AUGGCAGUGUAUGAUUCGUUUAAGAAGGAGAGUUUCAAUCUUAGAGCUAUGUUGAUGUGGAGUAUCACCGACUAUCCUGGUUUAGGUACAUUAGCUGGCUGUAAAGUGAAGGGGAAGCAAGCCUGUAAUGUCUGUGGCAAGGAUACACCGCAUAGGUGCCUAAAGUUUAGUCGCAAACACGUUUACAUGGGGAACAGGAAGCGUCUCAUGCCUAAUCAUCCUUAUAGAAGAAGGAAAAGAUGGUUUGACAACACGGUGGAGCUUGGUACUGCAAAUAGGAUUCAGAGUGGUGCUGAAAUUUGUGAUAGUCUUAGGGAUUUUAAAAACGACUUUGGGAAAAAGUUAAGUAAGAAGAGUAAGCGAAAAAGGACAACAGGAGAUGAGGAUGAUGUUGUUUCAGCUGACGAGUACGAAGAAGAUGAUGAUCUCUGGCGGUGGAAGAAAAAAUCAAUUUUCUUUGACUUACCUUAUUGGAAGGAUAUGCCUGUUAGGCAUAACAUAGAUGUUAUGCACGUGGAGAAGAAUGUCUCUGAUGCAUUGCUAUCUAUUCUGAUGCAUAGUGGGAAAUCAAAGGAUGGCCUCAAAGCAAGAAACGAUUUAGAAGACAUGGGUAUUAGAAGCAACUUGCAUACUGAAGUUAGGGGAAAGAAGACUUACUUGCCUCCAGCUGCGUAUUGGCUUUCUAAGGAAGAAAAAAAGAAAUUUUGCAGAAGGUUAUCCAACUUCAGAGGCUCUGAUGGUUACUGUGCCAAUAUCUCCAACUGUAAUCUGUUACCGGUUGCGUUGAGAGGUCUACUUCCACGAGGUCCUCGUCUUGCAGUGACUCGGAUAUGCAAUUACUUCAACAGACUGUGUCAACGCAUCAUUGAUCCAGAAAAGAUUAUUAAACUAGAAGAAGAAAUUGUGGAGACAAUGUGUCAGCUAGAGAGAUACUUUCCUCCAUCUCUGUUUGAUAUCAUGUUUCAUCUUCCACUCCAUCUAGCAAGAGAAGCACGCUUGGGUGGCCCUGUACACUUCAGGUGGAUGUAUCCCUUUGAGAGGUAUAUGAAGACACUAAAAGCUUUUGUCAAGAAUUUUGCAAGACCAGAAGCUUGUAUGGCCGAGGGUUAUUUGGCUGGUGAAUGCCUUGCAUUUUGUAUGGAGUUCCUGCAGAAAUCAGUUCCAGUUGAAGAAGCAUUGACAAGAAACGAAGAUGUUGAGACGACUCAGAAUGUUCUUGAAGGCCGAACGCUGCAUAAAGCAAAAGAAGUGAGUCUUACUGACAAAGAGAGAGAUGUUGCUCACCGGUAUAUCCUCAUGAAUACUGCAGUGAUCGACCCUUAUGUUCAGAUGCAUUUAGAAGAACUUCAAAAUACGGAUGUAAGAUGUGCAAAAAAUGAAACCAUCUUAUGGAAGUAUCAUACAGAAAGGUUUUCACAGUGGAUUAAAGAGAAGAUACCAAAUAACUCCAAGGACCAUUCGCAAAGGCUGAGAUGGCUUGCUUUUGGACCAAGAAAUAUUGCUCACACCUACAAGGAAUUUGUAGUUAAUGGCUAUCGAUACCAUACAGACGAUAUGCAGAGGAAGACACAGAACAGUGGAGUAGCAUAUGAAGCCUUUUCGAUGUGCAGAGCUAGUGCCAAAGAUUCGAGGCAACAGGCUGAUAUAGUAACAUACUAUGGCGUGAUAAAGGAGAUCAUUUUGCUUGACUAUCACAUGUUUCAAGUGCCUCUGUUUAAGUGCAGCUGGGCUCAUAAAGGUAGAGGACUUAAAGAGGAAGACGGUUUCACACUAGUGAAUCUCCAUAUGAACCAGUCAACAUUUGCAAACGAUCCGUACAUUAUGCCUUCGCAAGCUAAACAAGUGUUCUAUUCUAGAGAGGAAGAUAGCUCUCCUUGGUAUGUAGUGAUGAGAGCACCACCACGAGGGUAUCAUGAGUUAGAGACAGAAGAAGAGAUUUGUUCUGCAACGUUAGCAGUCCAGCCUGAAGAAGAUAUGGCAGAUCAAUCAUCCGAUGACGAGAGUUUUUGUGUUAGGAAUGACUGUGAGGGUUAA
Messenger RNA from Brassica napus (rape), 2034 nucleotides. RefSeq lists its product as uncharacterized. The transcript is spliced from 6 exons. Bases 1 to 2034 code for a protein of 677 amino acids. The record is from RefSeq and is a predicted model, not a curated record. NCBI's taxonomy places the organism in Eukaryota, Viridiplantae, Streptophyta, Magnoliopsida, Brassicales, Brassicaceae.